AAGAGGGCUACGACGAAGAAGAUGAAGACGUGCGUCACACAAAGCAAAGACCGCGUCGGACGGUGGGAGGAAGCCAUGUUGGACCAGCUUCUGAUGUACAGUUUUUAAAUAAUACUACGUUCAUGUUAAAUGUGUAGUCAGAAGUAAUCUCCUGUUGACAUUUGGGCGAACAGUAAACAAUACCAAAAUGUCAGCGGACGAUUUUCAGGCGAAGUACGCCUCUGUGAUGGAAAGCAUGCUCAAGAGCGCCGUCGCAGAGACAACGAAACUUUUCGAAACUAUGGUCGAUGAGCUGAAGGCAGAAAUAUCCAAAAUAAAGAAGGAGAACGAGGACCUUAAAACAAGGUGCAGCCAGUUUGAAAGUGCGAAAUGCCAACCGACUGUUUACACCAGUGAGCCUCUUCCAGGGCCAAGCGACGGCUUUGUAAAAUGUGACACAGCUGUUCAGUGUGACCUUGUUCCUUUUGGCGUCAUGCUGGUGGAGCAGUGUCAACCACUCGGAGAGACAUCAUUGCAACACCAAGAACUACAGCGCAGCUAUGAGAAGAUCAAUUACAGUUUGCAGGAGCACAACUAUGUGGCUCACAGAGAUGCAAGUUCUCAUAUGACAUUGAUAACAGUGAAAGAUGAGGAAACUAACAAUGAUUCUUCUCCACUGUCUGUGCUGAAGCAAGAAGAUGAGCUCAUUGUGCCUUGUGGGCAAGUCUUGUGUGAUGAAGCAGGUUCAUCACAAACCUAUACCUGUGGAACUGAAAAUGACGGACCUCUCAUUAACAAGGAAUGUUCAGAUGGAGAAAUACCUGUGCCUCAGAAAGAUGAAGAUAAUGGUUUACAAGAAAUUCAGAACCAGUCAUCUGAACCAGAGCAUUCCCUAGUCAUCUCACUUGCUGCAAUAAGUGACAUGGAAGAAGAAUCUGAAGUCAAUCAGAAUAUAACAGAAAUAGGGACACAGACUAAGCCUACAACAUCUGAAAAAUGCCCAUUGAUGGUUGCUCAGCACCAGUCAGAGGCGGAGUCUCUUGAAAAACAGCAGCCAUCAGUGAUCUCCCAACAAUUACAGGGAGAGGGUGAAACAUCCGUAAAUGAUCAAACUGAUGCGACUCUGCAGCAAAAUGCAGAUGUGCCCUCUACAGAGGAACACUUGGCAGAACCCAUACUAUCAAUAAAAGAAGUAGCAUGUCCCCAGCCAAUAAACCGUAGAAGAGGAAGGCCACCAAAGGGAGCAAAACAUCUGAAGCAACCAGUGAAAGAAAUACUUCAGUCAUCAUCAACAGAGCUUUCCUCUUUAAUAAGAGUGGAAGAAGUUGAUACCACUGCAUUGGAAUCUCCAAAGGCAUGUCCAAUUAAACCUAAAAAGACUUCAUCCCUUAUUGUUCCAUCAGUCCAGGAGGGUGUAAACACUGCUUUAAAGGAUUUGGGGAACAGAAGGUCAGAUUUCUUUCAUAUUCCAGCAGUACCUUUGAGUAGAAAUUGCUCCAGUGAAAAAGAAAAAACAUCUCAACAGCUUUCCAUAGAAGUGGAAGAAGAGGCAAUUCAAGCUUCAUCCAACGAGGUUUUGUCCACAAAAGAAACGCUGAAAACUCCACAAACAGAGUCACCACAAACACCAUCAGUUCAGUCCAGAGAACGCCGCACCUCUGCAACUCUUCAGGAUGCUAUGCUACUAGUUGAGGCCAUGAAUCAGUCGAAUGUAGGAACUACAUUCCACUCUCCACAGACUGUGGCAGCACCACAUCAAACCCAGUGUGCUCCCCAUGUGAGUACCUUACAAACUGUGGAUGAGAUCCCAGACAAGCCACAGAUGCCGCCACUUCCUGUUGAAAUUCAUGAAGUUUCAGGCAAACUACCUAUAACAGAGUUGUCCACAUCAUCAGAGUCAAUGAUGGAGACAGUUAGUGCUACUCGUCAUGCUCCAGCCAGUGAUACUCGGACUCGCAUCACAGUUGUCUUACCAAACCAACAGCAUUUGGUCACUCCUAAAACUACUAGAUCGCCAAUGCUAUCAUCAACUGUUGCGACUCAAACAGGUCUGGCAUCCCUCCAGAAGCACACUCUGCAUUCUCUGAAAACAGUGGUGGCACAAACUAAUCUGAGUAACACCACACCUCAUAAAAUAAUUGUCAUGCCAAGAUCAGUAUCCUCAUCAAUGCCUCAUAAAGCUGCAUCACAGCCCCCAGCCCAGCUUUCAUCCCUUGUGUCAACAGUUGUUGCUCAGAAUACCAAUUUCCCUCAAGCCUCUAGGGCUGCAAGCUUACCUCUUGGGUCAUCUUCCCUUUCCUCUGUCCCUCGGACAACAAUGUAUGUUACCUCCAGGAAAUUUCUUCCUGUUGUCCCUGCAAAGUCAGCUGCCACCUCAACACAGUCAGAGACUCCACUACACUCAAAAGUAAUUAUAUAUCCAAGAAUUGUGUCAGCUGUAAAAUCGACGAAAGUUCAGCCACAGGUAAUUGUUGCAACAAAGCCGGGGUACUCAAAAUCAGCCUUUCCUGUUAUGGUGCAGUCACUGCAGGUGAGUUCUUCAUCACAGGGGUUCACAGCCAAGAUGGAUGCACCAACAACUUCAGAUGAAGUGGCUACAGUAUCAUCUCAAAAGAGGAAUCCUACAACUAGCGAUUUGGAGCCUUCCAAACAAACUGCCUCUGUAUCAGAAACAAUAAAAGCACCCAAAGAAACAUGUUCCAAUUUAAAUAUGUCAGAUGGCCUAGUGCCAGCUCCAAUGUUACAAGGGGUACAACCGGCUGCAGUACAGAAUCACUGUGUUGUGGUCAGAUUAACCAGACUGCCAUUUCCAGUAUCAACCAAAGAAUCAGUUUCAGUCUCAAAACUGCUUUCAGCCAUGCCAUCUGAAACUCAAGCCAUGUUGAAAGAAAGUACCUCAGAAGAGAAACCAUCAUCUGUGGUCCUAUUAACACAGCCACCUGAGAUGUCAGCGUUAUCCACUGACAUUUGUCCCAGUUUAAAAGAUGCCUCUCAGAUGUCAGUAGAGCCAAAUGACAUUCAGGAGAAGCCAUCGGAAUCCUCUGAUACAUGCACCAUUUUUGAAGAGUUAUCCGAAAGUGGAUAUGUGCAGCCAUCUCCGUCCAAGGUGUCAGCACCAGCUUUUGAGGAAUUAGCACUAGCAUUCAGCACAACUGAGCAUUCAGCCGAUGAACCUGCUUGUAAUUUGGACAUAGAAAUAAUAAGCAAUGCAGAACUUAAUGAUCCACCCACUGAAGAGAAACAGUCAGCUUCCCUUAUACAGCUAACCUCCAUCACAUCCAAGGACACAUCUGACCCUCAUUUACAAAUGACUAAGACCCAGUUCCUGGCACAGCUGGCAGUGUCACCUUUUGAUCAAGCCCCAAAACAGGCCUCUACUAAUAACUUUACGGAUGCUAGAGCUUCUGCUAGUACUACAGGCAAGAAAAGGUCACAGAAAAACUCCCCCGUGGCCCAACUACGAAGUCAAACCAAAACUCCCUUGCAAAGUAGAACUGAAACAAAUUCAGAACCAUGCAUAGCAGCAGAGACCACAGCUGAAGGCUCUAAGAAGCCUAGAAUAGAGAAUGAUGAUCCCACUAAUAAAGACACAACCAGUAAACCUAUUCCUGUUAACCUUAAAAAGCCAUGUGUGAUUGGAGAUGUUGCAUUUCUCAAUAAGACUACUAAUGGCCCCAGUCACAUUAGUCCUAGGAAAUCUGGACCAUGUACCAAUGACAUUAGUCCAAAGAUAAGUGUUAGUGAACCAACUUUUGUCAGUCCUAGAAGGCUAAAGUUUACUAGUGAAUCCACCUCUGUGAGUCCAAGGAGGUCUUGUUCACGUAGAGAUGGUAUAGGCUCUGAAAAUAAGAACUCUGGUUCAGUGAGUCCUAAAGGGUCUACUUCAGAUAAAGAUGGUGCAAGCUUAAAUGGAGAAUCCACUUCUGUGAGCCCUAGGUUGACUAGUUCAACUAGAGAUGGUGCUAGCCCUAAACAGACCAGAUCCACUUCUGUGAGUCCUGAUAGGUCUAGUUCACAUAAAGAAGAUGUUAGUCCUAAAAAGAAUACAUCUGUUAGUGCUAGGAUGUCUAGUUUAAGUAAAAAGGAAGGAGUUACUAAAAUGUCUAGUAAAGAAUUGAUUUCUGGCAGCCUUAGGAGUUCCACCUUUACAAAGAUUUCUCCUAGCCCUAAAAAGGUUAAAAGAGAAUCCAAUUCUGUCAGUCCUAGGAGACAUAGUGUAACUACAAAUGGUAGUUUUACUAAAAAAACGAAGAGUGGAACUGGUUUCCCGAGUGCUAGAUGGCCUAAAGAUGUUGUCGGUGCUAAAAGGAUCAGGAGUGGGGAAUCCACUCCUGCUAAGAAACCCAGAUUACUUCAAGAUAGUACUGGUCCUAAAAGGAGUUUAAAAGUGGUGAAUGCUAAGUUAAGUACAGCAGCAAAAGCCAAGGCAGUAGCUAAAAUGAAAAAUCCUAGUCAAUUAAAAUUGCAGGGUGGAGCUAAAACCCAGUUACCAGGGAACCAAGCUGACUGUAAGGUUGUGAAAAAAUGUACGACUACAGGUGUGUGGAUUCCUCCCAAAAUGCCAGUCAGUAAAACACCCUCAGCAGGGGGAAAGAAGUCACCCAACUUAGAAGAGAAGAAAGAGACAAGAUCCUCAACAACCCAGAAUCAUACAGUGGUUUACCCCCCUAGUGUUUCUCUCCAUCCCAUACCUGUGAAAGCACCACCUAUUGUAUCACCAUUACAGCCUUUGUCAGUCAUUGGUUGGCGUCUUCUGAAGAACCAGUGUGGGGAGUGUGGUCGCAUCCUCAGCAGCACUGCUGCUCUGGAAAGCCACGUCAGUCUCCAUACAGGACGCCGACCUUUCUCAUGCUUGUUCUGUGGGAAGAGCUUCCCAGACUCCAAGGGCCUCAAACGACAUGGCCGUGUGCACCGCAAUGGUAGGAUCCAUGUGUGCCCGCGGUGCGGGAAGGGCUUUGUCUACCGUUUUGGCCUCACCAAACACAUUCAGAUGGUGCAUAGCAGGAUUAAACCUUUUGUCUGCCAGAUCUGCAACAAGGGAUUUUUCACAAAGCGGGAUGUGGAAACCCACAUACGGAUUCACACUGGGGAGAAACCAUUCCACUGUAACCUCUGUGAAAAAAAAUUCACGAGGAGAGUAGAACUAAAUGUGCAUUUGAGGUGGCACAAUGGGGAGAAGAGACACUGGUGCCCAUACUGUGGAAAGGGAUUUUUAGACUACAAUAACCUAAAAAGGCACAAGUAUAUCCACACAGGGGAGAAACCACAUUCCUGCCCACACUGCUCCAAGCACUUCACACAAUCAGGCCACCUGAAAAAACAUGUUAAAAAUGUACAUAAAAUCCAGUGACUGAUGAACAUAGAUGCCAUUCUGGUGUCCAUUAAAAUAAUGAUGGCAUUGUAAUGUAAGAGUAGUUGGGACCAGAAUCCUUCUUUUGAUGCUGUGAAUUUGUAAAAUAAAUGUUCUGGAAAACUAUGUGCUUUCUUGCUGAGAGUUAGAUAAAGUCACAGUUGCCCUUAUAUCUGUAGCUGGAGCGAAGAGGUGACACUGAAAGCUGCACAUUUAAAACUGUUGGACUUUGAUGUGUAUUGUUUUAAGUUAUUUUAAAAGAAAAAACUAUAUUGUGGUAGCUAUAGAGGUUCAUUAUGUGCUGUGACCAUUUCUAUCAACAUCUGUUCCAGUAUGUGACUUUUUAGUGUCCCUUUUCCCCUUUCUUUUGUUCUUUCAUUCUUCUCUUUCUCUCCAGACAUAGUGGUAGACAUGUUUUAAGCUCUGGAGAUGCCAGCUUGGCCCAGCUCCAUACUUGUAUAGUCUCUGCAGGCAAAUAAGUGGAUGCCAGUAAAGAAAAACAUGUUAAAGUGUUAAAAUAAGGUUGGUUGCUAUGAAUAUAAUUGUAAAAAAAAAAAAAACUUUCUUUUUUUCUUGCUUAUUAAAAUAUUUGAAUUUAUUUGAAGUGAUAUUACCAGACUUGUAAGAUCAAACAAGAACCUGUUGUAUGACACCCUUACUCAAUGGCCAGUAAUGGGAUAGCUUUGUCAUGUGCAUGAAACAGCUGUUUUGGACAUGGGCAUUUUUGUCAACAUCUGCAUUUUACGGGUGUCACGCUUUAUCUUGGUUCAUCACAAAUAACCCAGUUUUACGAUACUGUCGGACAUGUUUAAAUCUCUUGCUCUUCUGACAUCACUUUAGUCAUUUGAUAUGAUAUAGUUCAUCAUGGUUUUCUGCAUUUAAUAUUUUAAAAGAAACAUUGGAAGUUUUCACUGUUAGACUAAAGAAAACUUUUGAAGUUGUGACCUUUGAGAAACAUGAAGGGUUAAUUUGUCUUAUUUUUAUUGAAAAAAUAAUUAAGGAUAAUUUUUACUUAUAGGAAUAAUUUAUUGUUUUUUGUUUUGUUUUGUUUUCUUUAUAUGACACACUUUCACUCUUCACCAAGAUGCAACUCUAAAGGGUGCAUUUUGUUACUUGUUCCAGCCAGAACUUUGGACAGUACAUGCAGGUAAAAGUGAAUUGUAAGUAAAAAUGUCAAUAAUUUGAAUUGUUUAUACAAUUUAGAUGAUACUGCUUUCUCUCUUGUUAUAUAGCUUUUUACUGCUGUGGUUACAAAAAUGGUAAUCAGGGUCAAUUGUACUGUUUGUGCCGUAAUUUACCCCCUCAGACAAGGCUUAUAAAGGUGUGUUCAUACUCGACAUGAAGCAGAUUCUUAUCUUGUGAGAAUUUGACAAUUUGAACGUUUUUCCAGUAAUCGUUCCAAAGUCGUUUCCAGCAUAUACAGUAGCACAAAUGAGAGACGACUCUCAAUCCCCCGGAGCACCACGUUGUGUAGCUCUUCUCCCCUUCUGAGGAGAAGCACAGUGGAAAGUUGCUGUCAUUCAGGAAAAAGUUUGAUUUUCACUCAAGUUGACAUACUUUGUUUUUGAGCAGAUGCAUAGGUCCCACCUUGAUCAAAUUUUAUCUGUUUACAUACAGUAACUUUGUCUGCUUUCAUGUUGCCUUUCAAUAUGGCUUCAUGUUCAGUGUGAACACACCUUAAGAUUUCAUCUUAAUGCUGCCCCAUAAGGAGCACUGGAGCUCAGCUUCACCUGUUUGUUGUGCAGAAGAUGGGAUGUAUUCAAAGUCUAACUAAAGUUAUCAUUGCUAAGCUGGUUUCCCAUUCUUUAAGUGCUAGGUACAGUUUAACUAGAUAAUAUUGGUCCAUGCUUCUUUUGUAAUUGUAACUCCUGUUUAAGAAAUUGUAUAUAUUCUAAAUUUGUUUUUUGGGGGGGAAGGGGGUCUGUCAUGGGAAAACAG
Monopterus albus (swamp eel) is the source of this 7267-nucleotide messenger RNA. RefSeq names its product mucin-5AC-like. Gene Ontology annotation, biological process: regulation of transcription by RNA polymerase II. The coding region runs from base 188 to 5329 and encodes 1713 amino acids. The transcript has 5 exons. Gene Ontology annotation, molecular function: DNA-binding transcription factor activity; RNA polymerase II cis-regulatory region sequence-specific DNA binding. NCBI's taxonomy places the organism in Eukaryota, Metazoa, Chordata, Actinopteri, Synbranchiformes, Synbranchidae. The record is from RefSeq and is a predicted model, not a curated record.